ACAUGUGAACAGUUGCGUGAACAGAGCGAAGAAGUUAUUACUGAAAAUAAAAUUUAAGGAAAAUCACUCGUCGUUGUUCUACCUUUGUGACGAUUACCGACGUGAUCACAUAUAAAAUGACUAAGUUUAAGUUACCUGCCAUCCCGAUUGUAGUUUUAAUUAUCUUGUCGGCAAAUUCAUCCGUCGGCCACAGAUAUUUCGAGUUCGACUCAUCGUGGCCAGACGAAUCUGUACCCGAUUUACAACUACAUGGCACUGCCAUAGCACCGGACUACGAAAACAAUCUGGUCGUCUUAAAUCGAGGCAGUCGGCAUGCGAUUCCCGAUCGAAACCUAACGAUUGACGAGGACAUAGUGACUGUUCUGGAUCACGAAACUGGAAAAGUUUUAAGGACUUGGGGAAGGAACUUGUUCCAUCAUCCACACGGCAUUGAGACAGCGAGUAAUGGAGAUAUAUUCAUAACCGAUUCACAUUUACAUCAGGUGUUCAAGUUCGCUUACAUUCCCGAAACCAAACUGUGGAACAAUGAAUCGAUAAUGACACUAGGUGAAAGGCUCGUCAACGGUAGUGGUCGCUACCAUUUUUACAUUCCAGCCGAUGUGGCAAUCGAACCAGAUACGGAAAAUUUUUACGUUGCAGAUGGAUAUGGCAACACCCGAGUUGUCAAGUUUGAUAGAUGCGGAAAUUACAUACUGGAAUUUUCAGCAGGAUCAUCCGACGGCUCGGCUCCUAUUCCAUUUAACAUUGUCCAUAUGUUAACGGUUGCUGUUCGCCAUACACCGACUGCAAAUAGAGCGUUGAGACGAAGUGCAGCCAAUCAAGACAUUGUUGUAGCUGUGGCCGAUCGUGAUAAUUUCAGAAUUCAAUAUUUUAGCGGAAAUGGAUCUUUCCUGUACGAACAAACAUCGGCGCAACUGGGAACACCAAACACGUUUUUAAUGAGUGUGGCCCAUGUCGAUGUCAAUCCACGAGAAGCGCCUUAUAAUGCCGAUGUCGACGCCGAGUUCGGUAUUGUUUAUGCUGUAGAUCUUGGUACAUUCGCUAUACCACCAGUCGUGAUCGAAAUCGGUGUAGGAUGGUCAGAACCAUCGAUAAUAUCGCAAUUUUCCACAAAUAUAUCGGAUCCUUUUUUGCGCAGAGGAGCGGCUCAUGAUAUCGCCGUCAGCAAAAAUGGAGAGGAAGUCUAUGUUGUCGUAUCGAACUCAAGUUCACUGAUCAUAAAGAGAUUCCAAAUGAAAGUUGAAAGUAGUGCGACUAGGAGCGUUCUGAUGUCCAGUUUGUUUAUGUUCAUCAUGACGUAUCUGAGCUCAGCACUGCUUACACAGUAGAACAAUUUUAGUAAGUGAAUAAUGUUAUGAAAUCAGAAAUUUGAAACAAAAAUGUAUCGACAGUCCACACUUCCGUAAUGUUGAUAUUUUUACGCUUUAAUAAAAGUUAAGCAAAUGAAAAAUG
Bradysia coprophila is the source of this 1452-nucleotide messenger RNA. Its product is annotated as peptidyl-glycine alpha-amidating monooxygenase B-like. The record is from RefSeq and is a predicted model, not a curated record. Gene Ontology annotation, cellular component: extracellular region. Lineage: Eukaryota; Metazoa; Arthropoda; Insecta; Diptera; Sciaridae. Gene Ontology annotation, molecular function: protein binding.